UAUUGAAGAAAACGAGUAUUUUCGAACUCUUUUGUGUUGAAAACAUCAUUUAUCGCAACAAUGGCCGACAUUGAAACCGGCAAAAUCGAAAACGACAAAGAAAAGAAUAGUAUUGAUGAAAUGACUGACGAUAGGUCAAAAUUGGAGGAUUCAACACUUCAAGCCACUGCUGCAGAAAUAAAGAAUGAUCAUGAUUUAGAAGUCGUCAAAGAAUGGACAAAUGAAAAUCCUUGUGGUGUAUUGUCAAAAUCUGAACAGAACAAAGACGGCACAGCAAGUGGAAGGGAACUCGAGCAAAUACAACCAAAUAGUGGCACUGAUCAAUUGUGCACUACAGGUGAAUCCAGUACUGAACUAGAAGACAUAAGAGAGGGACAAUCACAUAAUUCAGAAAUAGUAGAUAAAUCAGAGGGAAUCAUUACAGAAAAAUCAGAGGAGACCAGAAUCAAAAUUGUAGACAAAACUGAAGAACCUAGUACAGAAAUAAAGAACAAAAUCAAAGGACCUAGAACAGAAGCAAUGAACAAAGUCAAAGAGCCUAGCACAGAAAUAACUGAAAAAACUCAAGAACCUAGUACAGAAAUUAUGGACAAAAUGGAGGAGCCCAGCACAGAAAUAACUGACGAAACUAAAGGACCCAGUACAGAAACGAUAGACAAAUCUGAAGGGCCCAGUACAGGAACGAUAGACAAAUCUGAACGGCCCAGUACAGGAACGAUAGACAAAUCUGAAGGGCCAAGUACAGAAAUGAUAGACAAAUCUGAAGGGCCAAGUACAGAAACGAUAGACAAAUCUGAAGGGCCAAGUACAGAAACGAUAGACAAAUCUGAAGGGCCCAGUACAGGAACGAUAGACAAAUCUAAAGGGCCCAGUACAGAAACGAUAUGCCAAUCUGAAGGGCCCAGUACAGGAACGAUAGACAAAUCUGAAGGGCCCAGUACUGGAACAAUAGACAAAUCUGAAGGGCCCAGUACAGAAAUAACACAAACAGAAUAUAAUAAUGAAAUAACACAGAAAUCAAAGGAACAUCAAAAUAUUGUCGGAAUAAACGAAAUCAUUCCCCAAUCUGAGGUUACUGCUGUCGAACAAACACAAAUUACAAAAGAUGAAGUUCUGCCAGACCAGAAUCCAUGUAGUGUAGAAACUUCAGAGACAAAAUCUAAUGAAGAAAAAACCCCAGAUAAGUUCAACAAUUCAGAAAUAGAAAUGAUGGAUCAAUCUGAAUUAGGGCAUCAUACUUCUGAAGCUGAAGUCAUGAUGGUAUGUGAGAAUGAAAUAUCAAAGCCAUCUGAGAAUGACAGCAAUCAGGAGAAGUCUGACAAUGGUAAAGAGACAGUAGAUGUCAGUGAUCCACCCAUAGAUAAUGGAAACAAGGACAGUCAUUUGGUGUCAGAGACCUUUAAAAUGUCAUCAUCAGAUUCAUCUCUUGAUUCAAAAAAAGAGAAUUUUGAUGACACAAAAUAUGCAAAUGAAAUGGAUCGUAAAAGUGCUCUCAUUUCGUCUGGCACCAUCCAGCUUCCGAUGGAGGUGGACGAUGAAUCAAUACAGUCAGAAACUGCCAUGUUUGAUACGCCCGGACCAGCGACCCCAGCCUCUAGCAUAGUAGAUGCAGGCUCAGUGUCUGCAGGUCCUACACCAUCAAAAAGGUCUCGUCAGAACAGCACUGGCAGUGGUGCGAAUGUGGAGGCUGCUUCUGAGGAUCUAGAAAACCAUACAUUUCCUGCUUCAAGGGUGUUUGAGUACCAAUGGCCCAAAGAUUCCAGUGGAGAGUACUACAUGUUACAGGAACAGAUUAGUGAGUUCCUGGGCGUCAAGUCAUUCAAGAGAAAAUAUCCAGAGCUACAGAGGCGACCUGUGGAGAUGAAUGAGAGAAUGUUUCUACGAGAGAAAGGAGCAGUAACCGAGACUCAGUGUGAUCUUGGAUUAACAGCCAUUCGCAGUGACGAGGUGUAUGACCUGAUGCACAGAGACUACCCAGAUAAGUAUGCUGAAUACGCUGCUGUGCUACAUGAGCGAGAGAGACAGACCAUUAAGGAGAAACACAAAGACUACGAAGUGCCCAAGCUAGAAAAGAGUAAAAUGACAGAGUACAUUCAGAAAGCAAUGAAGUCUGCCUCAGAAUGGAACACGAGCUUCCUCCGGGAGAGGAAAGAGGAACGCAGAGCCUAUUUUGAUCUUCAGACUUUUAAUGUACACUAUCCAGCUGGUCGGUUUAAGGUGCUUCCCACAGAGUUGACAUCACCCACUCCAUACCCUGUUACACUGAUUCCGGGCCAGUACCAGGAUUACUACAAAAGUCAUUCAACAGAGGAGCUCAAGUACCUACCCCUCAACACUGCUCUGUUCAAUCCACCGAAACAGCUGGGUAACAGUCUGGCCAAUCCUCAGGAGGUCUUGUCUGAGGAUGCUUCAGAGGAGGAUGCGGAGGGGGGUGCUGGGUCAGACUCUGAGAGUGAUGAUGACAGCAGCAGUGGAGAGUCUGAUGACAGCAGUGAACAGGACAGUGGUCAAGUGGUCAGCGAUGUUGUGGUGAAAGGUGGAAAGACAGAAGAGGACCUCACGUGUCGUAUGUGUGAGAAACAAGGGGAGACAGAUGAAGAUAUGGUUCAAUGUUCAGAGUGUAAGAAGUUUGGGCACCCUACCUGUCUGGAUCUGACAGCAGAGAUGGUGACCGUUAUAAAAACAUAUCCGUGGCAGUGUAUGGAGUGUAAAACAUGUGUGGAGUGUAUGGACCCUUAUGAUGAGGACAAGAUGAUAUUCUGUGACCGCUGUGACCGAGGUUACCACACCUUCUGUGUUGGUUUGAGGUCCAUCCCCAAUGGCCAGUGGAAGUGUCGGAGUUGUAAGAGCCCAGACACUCCCCGCACACCAAAGUCAUCUUCCAAGCUAAGGGGCAGAGGACGGAAGAGAGGCAACAACACUCCAGCUAAGGAUGGAUGAUCUCUCCUCAAGGUCGCACUGUAUCUGUAACCGUGACACACACCAGUGUUCGCACCAUAUUGUACUUGAUCGUGAAACUGCUAAGCUAUCACACAAUGCACAAAGCCGUUUGCAAGAUUAAUGAAUCACAGCGAUAGAACUCACAAAUAUAGUUGUCAGAGGACAGUGAUAUUGUGAUAGGAAAUGACCAGUUUAUACUGAGCUCUCUAAGUGAAAGGUUUUAUUCCAGUACAUGUAGUUUUUGAUAGUGUAAAUGGUUUAUAAACCAUUUUGAUAAUUAUUGUUUUACAAGUGAUUUUCUCUACAAGUAAAUUAUAAAUGUUUAGAAAGAAUAGGUCACAAGAGAAUCUCACCUUAUUUAUAUGUAUUCAGUGCUUAAUGUUUAGAUUAUAUCUACAUAUAUUCAUAGGUAUAUAAAUGUUAAGUAUUUAUGUAAAAUUGCUCAUAAGGUAUCUGUAGGACUCAAGCAGUGCCUAACUUCAGCCAAGCUUCCACCAGUACAUAUAUUAAUGGACAACAUUUCUCUAAAUUUGAAUGUUGUAAUGAUCAUCAAAAUGCCCCCCCCCCCCCUUCUCAAAUCCCCCUAACCCCACCAGAAAACAUGAUUUUUUUUUUUUUUUUACAACAUAUGAAAGAUUGUCUGUGAAAAUAAAAUGCAAGGGAAAUACAAGGGAGAAUGAAAUCCAACGUCCGCUAGAGUUAUGUUUAGUGAAGGUCAGUGUCAA
Molecule: messenger RNA, 3665 nt
Organism: Mizuhopecten yessoensis (Yesso scallop)
Lineage: Eukaryota; Metazoa; Mollusca; Bivalvia; Pectinida; Pectinidae
Exons: 14
Coding region: 61-2940 (959 amino acids)
Cellular component (GO): npBAF complex
Source: RefSeq, a predicted model, not a curated record